Penicillium egyptiacum is the source of this 1359-nucleotide messenger RNA. NCBI's taxonomy places the organism in Eukaryota, Fungi, Ascomycota, Eurotiomycetes, Eurotiales, Aspergillaceae. The record is from the annotation of a GenBank genome assembly.
AUGGCCUCUACUCUCGAUAUUUCGGCAGCUCGCUCUCACUUCCCUGCACUGCAGCAGGAGCAAGUGUACAUGGACAACGCUGGUGAGACAAACCUCCAUUUUUAUGGCCCCGAUGACUUUGAGAUUAUGCUUAUUAUCAGCAUCGGUAUCUCAACCACCCAGCUACUACACAAUCUCGCUACGGCGCUUAAAUUCCAACCUGGUGAUGAACUGGUCCUAUCCAAACUUAACCACGAGGCGAACACCUCCCCGUGGGUCCACAUAGCAGAGAGGUUGGGCUUGACCGUAAAGUGGUGGGCUGCUUCCGACCCAAAGAAUCCAGUGUGCGAUCCAGUUGAGUUGAAGUCCCUGCUCUCCGAUAAGACCAGACUCGUAGCAUGCCCUCAUGCUUCCAACAUUACUGGCACUAUCAGUCCCAUCCGAAAUAUUGCAGACGUUGUUCAUGUUCACUCUCGUGCACUGCUGUGUGUGGAUGGAGUCGCCCUGGCUCCGCAUCGUCAGGUUGACGUGAAGGCGUUGGACGUGGAUUUCUACGCAUUCUCCUGGUACAAAGUGUAUGGACCACACUUGGCGCAACUAUAUGCCUCAUCACGCGUUCACGACCAGAUCCAGUCACUGGGGCAUUUCUUCAAGCCCACAGAUACACUAGACCUGAAGCUUAACCUCGCAUCGGCUAAUUAUGAGCUUACACAGAGUAUUCCCGAGGUUGUGGAGUACUUUGGCUCCGACCCUAGCACGACCUGGGCCCAGAUGGCCGAGCAUGAGGAGCGCCUGCAACAGAUUCUACUGGAAUUCCUAGCUUCUAAUAGCCGGAUUGAUGUUAUCGGUGAACCUUCGGCCAGCAAGGAGCUCCGCGUGCCGGUUAUUAGUUUCGUUGUGCAGGGAGCGGGCAGCCAGCGCCUUGUGGAGGAGGUCGAGCGUCGAUCGGCUUUUGGGUUCCGCAGCGGUCAUAUGUACAGCCACCGGCUACUGGCCGACGUGUGCGGAUUGGAGGAUGUCGAGGAUGGGGUGGUGCGGGUCAGCUUCCUGCACUAUAACACCGGUGAGUGGGUAUCUCGAUUGGACGAUACUAACAAGGACAGAGGCCGAAGUACGGGGGCUGGUAGAGGUAUUGCGAGAGGUACUCGCAUUGUUGUAGUUGUAGAUAGCUUGCGUACACGUACUAUAACCAUCUGGAUACAUUUCAUCAAGACUAUACAUGCCAUGAAGACCUUUUCCAAUUUUGUCAACUUUGUCCGAUUUUGUGGAUUUUGUCGUUUUUCCCACUACAUCCAGAUCGCAUAUUUUGCCACCUGGCUGCCCUGUAGUGGUGAUCUCGGACACUUGAACUUUCUAGAAAUCCAUCAACUUGAAGCCUAA